AUGGGGCUCUAUGGGUCUCUGUGGGUCUCUAUGCAUCUCUACGGGGCUCUAUGGGUCUCUAUGGGUCUCUAUGGGGCUCCAUGGGUCUCCGUGGGUCUCUAUGGGUCUCUAUGGGUCUCUGUAGAGCUCUAUGGGUCCCUAUGGGGCUCUAUGGGGUCUGUAUGGGCCUCUAUGGGUCUCUAUGCAUCUCUAUGGGGCUCUAUGGGCCUCUAUGGGUCUCUAUGGGUCUCUGUGGGGCUCUAUGGGUCUCUAUGGGUCUCUAUGCAUCUCUAUGGGGCUCUAUGGGUCUCUAUGGGGCUCUAUGGGUCUCUGUGGGCCUCUAUGGGUCUCUAUGGGUCUCUAUGCAUCUCUAUGGGACUCUAUGGGUCUCUAUGUGGUCUCUAUGGUCUCUAUGGCUCUAUGAGGCUCUAUGGGAUCUCUAUGGGGUCUAUGGGUCCCUAUGGGGUCUCUAUGGGGCUCUGUGGGGUCUCUAUGGGGUUCUAUAGGGCUCUAUGUGUCUCUAUGUGUCUCUAUGAGGUUUCUAUGCGGUCUUUAUGGACCUCUAUGGGUCUCUAUGGGGUCUCUAUGAGGUCUUUAGGGGGCUCUAUGGAUCCCUAUGGGGUCUCUGUGGGGCUCUAUGGGUCUCUAUGCUCUAUGGGUCUCUAUGGGAUUCUAUGGGUCUCUGUGGGUCUCUAUGGGUCUCCAUGGGUCUCUGUGGGGCUCUAUGGGUCUCCAUGGGUCUCUAUGGGGCUCUAUGGAUCCCUAUGGGGUCUCUGUGGGGCUCUAUGGGGCUCUCUGGGCUGA
Molecule: messenger RNA, 783 nt
Organism: Centrocercus urophasianus (Greater sage-grouse)
Lineage: Eukaryota; Metazoa; Chordata; Aves; Galliformes; Phasianidae
Product: nuclear pore complex protein DDB_G0274915-like
Source: RefSeq, a predicted model, not a curated record